Messenger RNA from Miniopterus natalensis, 1460 nucleotides. Lineage: Eukaryota; Metazoa; Chordata; Mammalia; Chiroptera; Miniopteridae. The record is from RefSeq and is a predicted model, not a curated record.
CACUCUUUCUGCCCUUUGCGCAGGUAGCUCCCGGGCCCGCGGCGGGGCACGCUGCCACACUGCCCGCUUGCACCGUGCUCACGAAGCCCGACUGCCCUCCAGAAAAGUCCACUUCCCGUCUCUGCCGUGCCUUAGGAAGAAGAUCGUUUUAUUGAUUUUAUUCCAGACCAGAUUGGGCCUCAGUUGUCAGAGGUGGUACUGGUGGUGUUCCCAACACAGGAGCAACUGUUCCAGAGCAUAAUGAUGAAGUUGUAGUCCAUGUGCUGGGAAAGGAGGCAAUGCUCUUGGGAGAAACAGCAGAGACCCCAGGCUUCAAACUGAAGUCAGCAGAAUCCCAGCCAGUGGGCAGGUCCCAGGAUGAAGAAUUUUGGAAUGAAUAUCAGGAUCUACAACAACAGCUGAGCAGGAAUACUCAUAAAGAAACUGAGCCUGUGUGUGAGAGGGCUGUGCCUGCUCACCAGAUCGUAGACUUUCCUGAGCACACAAAUGUCAAAGACUGGAUAGUAGCACCUGAACUCAUCUUGCCUGAGUCCCAGAGCUUGUUGACGUUUGAAGAAGUGGCUGUGUAUUUUUCCCAGGAAGAAUGGGAGUUACUGGAUCCCAGUCAGAAGGCCCUCUACAAUGAUGUAAUGCAAGAAAAUUAUGAGACUGUCAUCUCUCUAGCCAUAUUUGUGCACCCCAAACCUAAAGUGACCUGUCUAGAGCAAGGGAAAGAGCCAUGGGUUCAAGAAUCCAUGGAGUUCAAGGACAGUCCUAGAGAGCUGCCUACAGGGUUAAAGCUCAAAAAUGACUUUGAAAAUCAUCAGUCAAUAUGCCUUUCUGACUUAGAAAUGCAAACACCAGGAGACAUAGUUUCAAAAAUGGACAGAGUGAAAGUUCCCCAGAAACCAACAGUCAAAGAAAAUCAUGGUGAUAUGCACAGGAUGGGGAAAUGGCACCAAGAUUUUUCAGUGAAGGAAAGAGUGAACCUUUCAGCCUGGAGACAAGAGCUGCUGAAACUUAUGGAUCGUCACAACAAAGAGCGUGCAGGAGAGAAGUCUUUUAAAUGCCAGGAAUGUGGGAAAAGCUUCAGAGUUAGCUCUGACCUUAUUAAGCACCAAAGAAUUCACACUGAAGAGAAACCAUAUAAAUGCCCACAGUGUGAUAAGAGGUUUAGAUGGAGUUCAGAUCUUAAUAAGCACUUCACAUCACACCAAGGAUUAAAACCAUAUAAAUGCUCAUGGUGUGGGAAGAGCUUCGGUCAAACUUCAAAUCUCCACACACACCAAAGAACUCACACUGGAGAGAAGCCCUUUACAUGUUACGAAUGUGGGAAGAAGUUCAGUCAGAACUCCCACCUUAUUAAACACCGGAGAACCCACCUGUAGCAUAUGCAUGAGAAACUUCAGCAGGCAGUCAAACCUUCUUAGUAGAAAUUCCAUUGGUGAAAAGAAGCUUGUUCAGUGUCCUCUGUCUGAAGA